GAAGAAGAAGCGACUCUUCAGUAGCAGCUCGCAAAACCAAACAAACAAAAAAAGAGUUAAAAGUGUCCAAACACGUCCUAUUGAUGUUAGGCAAUGUGUUUUAAAUACACUUAUGUUUACACCUUAGUACCGUUAAUCGGGUUUUUUAAUUUCACAUCCAGUUCGGGACGAGGUUGUCUGUCUGCUGCGUUAUAGAUAAAUGGCUACGGCCGUUUCGACGGCACCAGUAGCUGAAGUUAACUUAGUUAACUUUUCACCAACACGUUUUCCAGACAUAAACAAACGGCUUGUAACAAUUUAUAUAUUAAGUUAAAGGAUUCAUUUUUUUACUUCGGUGAGUAAAGAACCGUCGGUGUCCCCAUCUUUCGUCAAACCAGCUGGCUACUAUAAGUAUCUUUUUGUUGGUAUAUUGACCUAAGCUAGUUGACUAACAUCCCCGACCAUGAGCUCACUAAGUUACUCCCCCCUUGUUAAAGAAGAGGAGGUCUGCUGGACGGAGAAAGAGGGUAUGUUGGUGAACAGUGUCGUGGAAGAGGACGUUAUUACAGUGAAGGAGGAGGAUGAAGAAAAGGAUGCCGUUUUUGGAGUGGGAAAGGAGGAGGCUGCCACAGUGAAAGAAGAAGAGGAGGAUGUUACAGUGAAAGAAGAAGAGGAGGAUGUUACAGUGAAAGAGGAGAAAGAACCUUUUGGAGAGGAAGAGCAGGAUAUCUCAAAAGAGGAAGAUGAAGUCGUUUUGGGAGUGAAAGAGGAUGUGACUGAAGAUCUGAUUAACACCAGAGAGAGACCAGACUCUCACUCUGACAGCGGGAAGAGUCCUUCAGGGGAUCCAGAUCCAGAGACGUCCAAACCAGCAAGACGACACCACUACUGCCAUUGUGGAAAGAGUUUCUGGUGGUUAGGCACUUUAGAGACCAUAAGAGAAUGCACAUAG
Messenger RNA from Oncorhynchus gorbuscha (pink salmon), 931 nucleotides. Its product is annotated as histone chaperone ASF1-like. The record is from RefSeq and is a predicted model, not a curated record. The transcript is spliced from 2 exons. Lineage: Eukaryota; Metazoa; Chordata; Actinopteri; Salmoniformes; Salmonidae. Bases 443 to 931 code for a protein of 162 amino acids.